GGACUGGAACAAUUUUCUAAAUGACAACCACCAGCAGUUGUUGUUACGUAGAUUCAAUCACUUGCAACAGCUCACAGUAUAAAGUAGACACUGGUCAAACAGUUGAUGAAGAACAAAUUACUGUGUUUGAGUUGAAGGAAGACACCAAGAAGAAAGCCACUUUGAUGGAAGACUCGGAGGAGGAUUUUGCUUGUGCCAUAUGUUUUGAGUUGAUAGUUCCUGGAGAUGGAGCUUUGGAGUUGCCUUGUUCACAUCUCUUUCAUAGUGAUUGUAUUGUGCAAUGGCUACUUAAUCACCAACAUUGUCCCAUAUGUCGUACUUUAUUGCCACAGUUUGACUUUCAGAGUCAACCAGUUUCGAAACAGUCGAACAGGAGGCAGUUGAUAACAACAGAAACCGAAGAAAAUAGGCCAACACAUGAGAUUAUGAGACUCCACUUCUCGGAUGGAAUUCGAAGAACUACUCGACUUUUAUUUUUACAACCAGGAAGACAUAUCAAACGUGGGUUUCUGCAGUUUUCCUCAUUUCUGAAACUUGUGUUUCAUGAAGUGAGUGAACCAUUUCACGUUAGUCGCACACAAAGUCAUGAAAGUGUUCGUAAUACUGGCAACACAAGUAAUAGCUCAAGAGCACUGUAUAAUAGAGAACAUACAAGGAGAGCUUUGGAGCCACCACGUCGAUCGAAAAAGAAUGUUUUUAAACGAUUCUGGAGUAAACUAGUUCACAAGAACAGUUCGUCACAAACAAUAAUUGGACGCUGAUUCUAUUUGGAGAUAAGAAGGGAG
Galdieria sulphuraria is the source of this 785-nucleotide messenger RNA. RefSeq names its product zinc finger (C3HC4-type RING finger) family protein. The transcript has a single exon. Bases 21 to 761 code for a protein of 246 amino acids. Lineage: Eukaryota; Rhodophyta; Bangiophyceae; Galdieriales; Galdieriaceae. The record is from RefSeq and is a predicted model, not a curated record.